GGAGCGCGGCGAGCGGAGGCGCAUGGCUCCCCCACACGCCUGCGUCGUCUCCGCCGCAACCCCGGAGCAGCACUCGCCUCGGUCCGCCGGGGGGGUUACCGCUCCGCGAUCAAACUUUUCUGUACAUUUCCACGUCACCUGGACGGCCGACAUAAAUUUGGCAUCCUAUGCAAAUAUAUGCUGACGUAAAAGAUCAUGUGGUUUUUGUCGUCGAUCCCCCCUAUGAGCAACGAGGAGGCUUUUUUUUUUCUCCUCUCCUCUCUACUGUUGUCUUUAGGUUAGCUAUGCUACAAUCUUUACUGUACCCAGCGCUAGCUAUAUGCGCUCCGCACCGCACCACUCUGGAUAUCUGGGAAUAAUCAACUUCCAGCCCGUCGCGCCGCGCCGCCACGCACCGCUCACAGACAUCAGAGAAGAAUACCCCAAGUGCUGCUGGUUUGAUCCACUUCCAAUAAGUAGAGGACAGAAGAAGAGAGAGGAAGAGAAGGACGGACUUCGGAGGAGGAGGUGGAAGCUUAAAACGGAGCCCCGCCCACCCGGUGAAGCCCCUCCCCUUAGAGGAAGUGCACUUGAGCCCCGCUGCUGUCUGUGAUGCCCUCCCAUGACGCCCAGGCUGGGAGCUGACACUGCCGGUGAGCGGGAGACGCCACUGCACAGCCGGUCCUGGGCCCGCGCCAUCCGCUGGUUUUCACCCUCGCUCUUGCACACUGGAGACUACUCCUCCCCCCGCAAACCAGUAUCCACAAUCAUCAGCUACAGUCCACCUCAGUAAGGUUAGCUUAAAAAAACAAACCGACACCCUCGUUCACCAGCACGAUCAGCCAAAAUCCGCCGGCUCAUCAACACAAUCAGCAGCACCAGCAAGCUAUUACCACCACCAGCAGCAGCAGCACCAACAGCCAUCAUGUCUAGCCGUAGAAAGUCCUCCACGCCUUGCAUGGUCCGGGUCAUAAGCGACCUGCCCGAGGAGCAAGAAGAUCCAGAAGAUGUGAUGGAUGUGGAAACACUGGCAGCCAACGUCAAGCCAGCGAACAAACAGUCUGAACCACCGGAAAGCAACGGAAAGCAGGAUCCACGGCGGGAGAAUGCAGACAAGGGGGCAUUUCUAAAACCGGUGGAGACACAAAACCUUGAGCCAUUAGUACAAAAGGUGGAGUCCGAUAAAGCAGAUCAAAGUCAGGACGCGGAGAAGGCAGACAUGGGCGGACUGAAAGACAAAGAAGCUGAAUCCGAACAGGUGUCGGAGAAAAAGCAGCCGAGGGGCUACACGUGCAAAUACUGUCCGUUUCAGACGCAGAAUCUGAGCGACUUUAAGGAACACGUGGACUCCAGUCACCCUAACGUCAUUCUGAAUCCACUGUAUCUCUGCGCCGUGUGCAACUUCAACACCAAGAAGUUCGACUCGCUCACAGAGCAUAACGAAAGCCAGCACCCAGGGGAGACGAGCUUCAAGUUCAGAAGGAUACAAAGGAACAAUCAGACUAUCUUAGAGCAGACAAUCGAAGGCAAAGACAAUUCAGCUGAAUGCAAAAUGACAAACGACCAAGGCGAAGGCAACAGCAGCUCUGCGCUGCCACAGUGCGUUUCUGCAGCAGUAAAAACGCCCAGUAACAUGCAAUCACUCUUUGGAGGAGCAGACCUUCAAAGCCAGCUGGAUGGUUUGAUCCAGAAGGAUCAGAUCACAGCAUUGAACAUCAAUGGCACGGUUAUCAUACCUGAACCCACCAUGCUCCAAGGGCUCUCUCAUGUCACCCCAAUGCUUCAGCGCCCACCCAACUUUAACUGUGUACCAAAAAUAGCUGUUCCCUUGAACACCACCAAAUAUAACCCUUCCUUGGACGACAAUUUGACGUUAAUCUCCUCCUUUAACAAGUUCCCUUACCCGACUCACGCCGAGCUGUCAUGGCUCACCGCUGCCUCCAAGCAUCCAGAGGAGCAGAUCAAAGUCUGGUUCACCACCCAGCGGCUGAAGCAAGGCAUCACCUGGUCCCCAGAAGAGGUGGAGGAAGCCAGAAAAAAAAUGUUCAACGGUUCUAUUCCCCCUGCGCAUCACACGUUUACCAGCCCCAUAGCUCAUCCCUCUGCCAAAGCCUCCAAGCAGCCAGUCGUUCACACGACUGUCGAGCACCCAGGUCAGGUGCGGACGACUGUGUCCAGCGAGUUGAGUAUCGUCUCCACCACGAGUUCUCCAGCAGGGGUGACGAUAGGUUCCGGCCACAACCUUAAACGCUCCCUGCCCACGCACCUGGCGUCACCGCUUGGUCCCGAGGCAAAGCGGCCCAUCAUGGCGGUCGCCCCCCAUUCCGGUGACCCCAAAGACAAACUUCUGAUGGCUCCUCCACCACCACCUCCGCCCCAAAAAGACCGCCUACCGAUGGCUCCACCACCGGUUCCUAUGGAAAUGAAGAGACCCGGAGCAGCUCCGCUACUCAACGCCGAAAUGAAGAGGCCAUCUUUCCCUGUGCCUUCAAUGCUGCCACCAUCUUCAUCGUCGUCACUAUUGUCGUCCUCCAAAGGGAAGAUUCUCUCUGCAACUGGAAACUCCAAGACAAAGCCAGUAAUCUCUUUGCCCUCUAUGGUGUUUCCUGAGUCCUUAACAAGGCCGAUGAUAGCUCCUCCGCCUAUCUAUGCCCCACCAUUUAAAAACUCUUUGCUUGUACCCCGUACUACGACCAUUAGCCCCAAAGAAAAGCUCGCUAAUACUCACCCUUUGCCUGAUCUGAACGUCCCAAACUCUCCUCCGCUGAUAAACUCUCACAUAAGGCGGCCGCCCAUCAUCCAGACGGUUCGCAGUCCGGCUAAAGUCCCUUCGCAAAUUCAGGGCUUCCCUCUGGACGGCAAGAAACUAAAGGAGCAUCAGAGUUUGGACGUGAAUGCCGGCUACCCCAGGGGAAAUAAGAUUGUGGGUCCUCUGACGGAGGCCAAUGGGACGUCUCGUAUGGAUGGUAAAUUGUUCCAGGACCAGACGUUCCCUGCUCACAAUAACGGGAUCAUACAUCUGGAUGGCGGCGAUGCGCCAGCGCCCCAGAAACAAGACUUUAAUCAAAAGUCCUCCGUAAUGACUCAGUUCCCUUUGCUGGAGAGGAUGAAAGGAAAAACAGCGAAGCAACUGAAGGUCUUGGAGGAGAAUUUCUUGCGCAACAGCUUCCCCACACACAGCGACGUGGACAAUCUUGUGGCCACAACCCGCCUGUCUCAUCAGGAAAUCGACAGCUGGUUUGUGGAGCGCCGCGCACUACGCGACAACCUGGAGCAAGCCCUCCUGAACUCCAUGGGCACCAAGAAACUGGGUGUCAGCGGUAUCCCUGGUAUGGUGGAGAAACAGCUACAUCAGCAACCGCAUCAAACUAUACAGCUGAACGGGGUCCACAAAGCAAACACUAAUGUGGUCAAUCUUAAAAGCCCUCCGUUACCUUCCCAUGCCCUCUCCAUCCCCAACUUAAAUACCUGCUCAGUGCCUCCAGACGGCCGAUCACUGGCACUCCUCAAGGACGACUUUGCUCAAACACGGUGGCCUUCCCCUGAGGAGUUACACCAGCUGGAGGGUCGGAAAGGACUCGCUCGCUCCGAGCUCGCCCGCUGGUUCACCGACACUCGGCUGCAGAGCAUGGAGCUGACGGAACUCUUUCACAACAACGGACUAAACGGAGGGCAGGGCCAGCCCGUGUGCUCCCCCGAGAGAACCUCAUCCAGCAUCAUCCAGCGAUGUCAGGAAGGAGCCGUCACCAACAACAAGGUGCUGGAGCUGGAGCUGGGCUGGCUGUUGGACCAGCGUUCCAGCAGCCUCACCAGUCAGCAGCACACUGAGCUCCAGGACCAGUUUGCUGGCAGACUGAGGCAGCAGAGUAUGGCCGAAAUGAAGAACGGGGCUCAGAACGGGACCCAGAACGGGACCCAGAACGGGGGAGUCAUGGGAGGAGCGCGGGAGGUGUUCGGGAGCUGGCUGGAGGACGGACCUCUGAGGCGAGGACGGGAGCUGCUCUUGGACAGAGACAGGAAGAUGGCAGAGGAGACAUCUGGCCGUCUUACCGGAUAAAGGCGAGAGAUUUUCCGCCAUCACUGCUGCUGGAAACAUACGCGAGGAACGAAUCUGAAGAAUGGAGAAACAAAAGUUUUUUUUUUUUUUUUUUUUGUUUUUUUUAGUUUGUUUUUUAUUUUCUUUUAAGUGACAGAUAUUGUACUGUAUUAUUAUUUUUUAAAAACCAAUUCUUAUCUCUUGAUUGUCGCAUCCGAGGUCACGCACAACAUCCUCCUCCAUCCCGUUUGAGGUAAUCUCAUCCGCGUGAGUUUAACUGGAGACCGGGCUUCAGAGGCGGCCGGUUCUAUUGGGCCACAUGAGCAAGCAGGCACCCCCGCUGAAAGAUCUGAAGAGCUCAGAUAGAAAUUCAGGGUCACAAUCUGGAAAAGUAAUUGAAAAUUCCCUCCUUUUUUUUUUUUUAUAGAGUUCAUAUUUAUGCUUCCGGCUUUCCCUGCGAUGCUUGUGUUUAACCAAAGUGUUAUAAAAACAAAACAGUAGGCAUUUAGGCUAAUUCGCAUUAAUACGAAUGACAGAGCGAUUUAAAAGUCCUGUAAACAAUCAUAAUUUCCAAUCAGGACACGACACGGUGAGCAGUGUGCAGGAGCUGUUUUGAUUUCGACAUGCGUUUAAAGUUUUCCAUAAAGUCUAACUACGUAUGCCUUUUUUUUUUUAGGUUUACCAAGGGUUUAAACAAUUGCGGUUUCAAAAUUAUUGUUCCUAAUGUUUAAAGUGCUUUUAAGGCUUUGCCAGCAGAAGUGCCUGAAUGAUUUUUUUAUUUUUAUUUUUAUUUUAUUCUUUCCGCCAUUACGUCACACUGCCUGUCAGCUGCCUGAAAGAAAGUUGCUCAUCUGUUUGAGCACGUCUUCUGUCCCCAGAAACCACAAACAGUUUUAAAGCUAACGUAGGUCUUAUAAGCAGGUGACUGCGGGCUGGUUGUUAGAGCAGAUAGAACCGACUAAUUAUUCCGCUGAUAAAAGGUCAUUAAUUCACAGCUUUAGUUUGUAACAAAAUCCAAAAAAGGUACAACAAUCUGUGCAAUAAGCAACUGAAACGGACUGAUGCCUUUAGCAGGUAACUUCAUGGAAAUGUCGAAGUUAAAAUAACAGAAAAAACUUUAUUAACCAUGAUAUUCAAUAAGGUUUUUAUUAUCAGGAGUACGAAAAAUUGUUGCUUUUCCAUUUUAAAAAGCAGCAGUUUGGCCAUGUUAUACAUUUUUCAUUUUUUUUUCUGUAAAUUUCAUGAAUUACAAUUAACACUUGAUAUCUUUACUCACAGAUAUUAUUACGUGAUAAUCUUGGCAUUCCUUUUUACAAGGGGCUCCUACGCAGUUUGGAUAAUUUGCUUUACAGAACAAUGCACUUAAACUGCUAUUUUUUUGUUUCAUGAAAAAAUGUAGUAAAGCUCACAAAAAAA
Molecule: messenger RNA, 5431 nt
Organism: Fundulus heteroclitus (mummichog)
Lineage: Eukaryota; Metazoa; Chordata; Actinopteri; Cyprinodontiformes; Fundulidae
Product: zinc fingers and homeoboxes protein 2
Exons: 5
Coding region: 905-4036 (1043 amino acids)
Biological process (GO): regulation of transcription by RNA polymerase II
Cellular component (GO): nucleus
Molecular function (GO): DNA-binding transcription factor activity, RNA polymerase II-specific; DNA binding
Source: RefSeq, a predicted model, not a curated record